CACUGCAGCCGAGACGAGUCUCUGCUUUUCCCUCAGAGACGAUUCAAAGUGACGUCUUCAGGUUUUUCUCAACAACUCAACAGAGUCUCUUCCAAACACUGAUAUGGCUUCUUCAAACUAUCUGCCGUCUGAAGAUCAGUUCCUGUGCUCCGUCUGUCUGGAUGUGUUCACUGAUCCAGUCACAACACCAUGUGGACACAACUUCUGCAAAAAGUGCAUCAAUGAUUACUGGAAUACCAACAACCAGAACAUGUGUCCACUGUGUCAAAAGGUUUUCUUCUCAAGACCUGAGCUGCUCGUCAACACUUUGUUCUCUGAGAUGGUUUCUCAGUUCAGACAGUCGACUCAGCAGAAAGCCAGCAGCAGCAGCUCAGAGCAACAAGAGUCCAGACCAGGAGAAGUUCCCUGUGACGUCUGCACUGGAACCAAACUGAAGGCCCUGAAGUCCUGCCUGGUGUGUCUGGCCUCCUACUGUGAGACUCACCUGGAGCCUCACCUGACAAUGUCAGGCCUGAAGAGACAUCAGCUGAUGGACCCUGUGGAGAACCUGGAAGACAGGAUGUGUCUGAAGCACGAUAAACCUCUGGAGCUGUUCUGUAGGACCGACCAGACGUGUGUCUGCAUGCUCUGCACUGUGUUGGACCACAAGAUGCACAAUGUUGUUCCUCUGAAACAAGAAUGUGAAGGAAAGAAGGUGGAGCUGCAGAAGACAGAGGCUGAAACUCAGGAGAUGAUCCAGAAGAGACGCCUGAAGAUUCAGGAGGUCCAACACAACGUGAAGCUCAGUGAGGAAGAUGCAGACCGAGAGAAAGCAGAUGGUGUUCAGGUCUUCACUGGUCUGAAGGAGUCUGUGGAGAGAAAACUGAAGGAGCUCAUCACUACGAUAGAAGAGAAGCAGAGAAGCACCAAGAAACAGGCUGAAGACGCCAUCAGAGAGAUGGAACAGGAGAUCUCUGAUCUGAUGAAGAGGAGCACUGAGGUGAGAAGCUCUCCCUCUCUGAAGACCACCUCCACCUCCUCCAGAGUGUCCAGUCCCUCAACAUCCACCAUCCACCACCCACCAAGGACUGGUCUCAGGUCAGUGUUCCUCCAGCAUCACAUGAGGGGACUGUGA
Messenger RNA from Pseudoliparis swirei, 1114 nucleotides. RefSeq names its product E3 ubiquitin-protein ligase TRIM47-like. The record is from RefSeq and is a predicted model, not a curated record. Bases 104 to 1114 code for a protein of 336 amino acids. Gene Ontology annotation, molecular function: zinc ion binding. The transcript has 2 exons. Lineage: Eukaryota; Metazoa; Chordata; Actinopteri; Perciformes; Liparidae.